Desarmillaria tabescens is the source of this 2225-nucleotide messenger RNA. RefSeq names its product TAP-like protein-domain-containing protein. The coding region runs from base 382 to 1914 and encodes 510 amino acids. Lineage: Eukaryota; Fungi; Basidiomycota; Agaricomycetes; Agaricales; Physalacriaceae. The record is from RefSeq and is a predicted model, not a curated record. The transcript has 14 exons.
GGUUGCUUUUCUACCAUGGCUAGCGUCGUCGCUCGUCUGAUCAUCGAUGCUCCUUUGUCAGGACAGAGAAUUUUCCCUUUUAUUUGGAUCUUCAAUUCAUAAAUACUCACUCCUAUGAUUUGUGGUCUCCCCAAGCUCCAGAAUCAGGCGCCUGCCAAGAGGAAACAGGUUCUUAGAUCUUUUCACGAUCCAGAAUCGCACGGGAAUAGAUAUACCACGGGACUGUAAUACGAAGACGCCCUACUUUUACAGCUACUAGCCGUAGUUCAUCUGCUCAUUUCCUUCUACGUCGGAAAUGAAGAACUCGAACUGGGACGACUUUGCAUCUAUACCAAACUUGCGCUUCGACGCGACCUGGGCUACUAUUGUCGAUGCGUAUAAAUGCUCGCAGCUUGCGUUUUCCUGCUCCCAACAAUAUUCGCCCAAAGCGAUUUCGAUUGGCGCAAUAUCGAACCAACGACCAAUUUGUCUUGGGUCGACUGUUACUCCAACUACAAGUGCGCGCGCUUCCAGGUUCCCAUCGACUACUCUAACGAGGAUGGGAACAAAGCUGCGCUCGCGGUAAUCAAACUUCCUGCGCAAUCCCAGGAAGAUUAUAAAGGUGCCGUACUUAUAAACCCCGGAGGUCCUGGAGGUAGCGGAGUUGCUACAAUAGCUUCCGCCGGACCCUUAUUUGCAUCGAUCAUCGGGAGCCAAUACGACCUUAUCAGCUUCGAUCCUCGUGGGAUCGGUAAUUCGACACCUCGAGCAGAGUUCUUUCUCACAAAAGAAGAACGUUUACUUUGGCUUGCCAAUCCAAAUCAUUGGACGGCCACUCCUAACACGACCUCUGACCAGAUCCCUCAUCUAUGGGCAUCGUCGCAUGUUAUAGCCGAAGUGGCAAAGGAAAGGGAUAACGGAAUCUUGAACUAUAUUGGUACUGACAAUGUUGCACGGGACAUGCUGGCAAUCAAUGAAGCUGCGGGUCAUGAGAAGCUGCAAUAUUGGGGAUUCUCUUAUGGGACGGUUCUUGGUACCACGUUUGCUACAAUGUUUCCCGAUAAAGUUGAACAUAUGGUGCUUGACGGCGUAACGGAUAUCGAUGGCUAUUACAGUGGUGACUGGCGCAACAACUUUGUCGAUACUGAUAAAUCCAUGCAACUUUUCUUCGACGGAUGCGCGGCCGCUGGACCUGACGCAUGUGCUUUCUAUGCCCCUACUGCAGAAGAGAUAUCCAAUAAUCUCGACUCUCUGUACGAGUCUCUUCGCACUCAACCAGUCCCGGUUGUCACCCCUUCAUUCUACGGUGUUGUCGACUAUGUCAUCCUGAGAACUGUAGUCAAGGCUUGCAUGUACCAACCGUACACCCUGUCUUCUAUCCUUGCCAAAGGUCUUGCUAGUCUCGCCGCAGGAGAUGGCAGCGUCAUUUACGCGAUGCAGGCUACGCCAGAAGACCCGUCUUCCAUCUAUAACAAUGGACUGGAGGCAGAAAUUGCCAUUUCCUGCAGCGAUUCCGUCAAUAACACGGAUACUUUGGCAGAUCUGUAUGCCUAUUGGGACAGUAUCAAAGGCAUAUCGGCCUUUGCCGAUUUAUUUUUCGCGCAGAGGAUCGGAUGCGUUGGAUGGAAGUUCCAUCGCGAAGGCAGAUUUACAGGCCCGGUCGGUAGCAACUCUACUAGUCCUAUUCUUUUUAUAGGAAAUACGGCUGAUCCUGUCACAGCCGUAGCCGGGGCUAAAAAGGCGUCCAGCGUAUUCCCUGGCUCCGUUGUUCUAACUCAAAACUCAUCAGGACACGCAUCCUUAGCCGCAUCAUCUGCGUGCACGCGAGCCUACAUUCAAGGGUACUUUCAAAACGGUACUCUUCCCAGCGAUGGAACAGUCUGUGAAGUCGAGUCUCAGAUGUUCCCAGCUUCGUCAAACGUAACUGGCAGUUAGCGACAUGAUUUUCUUGGGUAGGGAAUAUCCUGUGGCCUAGUUGCCAAUUAUUUCCGUUAAAGGUAUUGUAACAACUCAUCAAAUCUAUUCUCCUGAUUGCUCUUUACCGCUUCAUUUCCGGUUUGCUUCAUUAUGGCACCCUGCGUUCCAUUUGACAUGUCUUAACUUUGUCCUCAUAUAACCCUGUCAUCAUAAAUGUGUUGAAGUUCGAGCACAGGAGGGAACGAAGAUGAGCAACUCGUUUAUACCUAGUAUGUCGACAUGGUGGUAAACGGUAAAGGAAAGAAAACUGUGGGUACGGUAAGUAACGG